CAAAAAUAGGGAAACAAUAUCAACCGAAAUUAUAAAAUAAAUUAAAAUUUAAAUCUUUUUUUUCCUCACACCAUUCUGAUGGAACCGGAUGACCUUGGUCUAGGCUCCUACUAUCACCACCACCACCACCCGCAGCCCCAGCCCCCACCGCAACCACAACCGCAACGCCACCCACACCAGCAACCAUCACAACCUCCCACAACCAUCACCAAUGGAAUGCUACAAAACACCAACACCGAUCCCAGACCCUCUCAAAUACUCUAUGCUCAUAAUUCUGCCCCCUCCGCCGUCUCGUCUCCCUUAGAGACCGCCGUCCGGAGGAAGAGAGGGAGACCCAGAAAGUAUGGAACGCCAGAGCAAGCCGCCGCUGCAAAGAGACUAUCCUCCUCGUCUUCUCCGUCCACCUCUGUUCCACCUUUGUCGCCGAGGAAAAAGGACUUAUCUUUGGGUGUCGGCGGCUCCUCCGCUUCUACUUCUUUCAAGAAAUCUUCUCUUGGGAACACCGGGCAAGGUUUUACACCUCAUGUCAUUACAGUGACUGCUGGAGAGGAUAUUGGCCAGAAAAUUAUGUCGUUUAUGCAACAAAGCAAGCUAGAGAUGUGUGUCCUCUCAGCAUCUGGUUCGAUUUCUAAUGCAUCUUUAAGCCAGCCAGCCACAUCCGGGGGAAAUAUUGCUUAUGAGGGUCGUUUUGAGAUCCUAUCACUCUGUGGAUCAUAUGUACAUACUGAUUUUGGUGGCAGCACGGGUGGAUUAAGUGUGUGUUUAUCUAGUCAAGACGGGCAUAUUAUAGGCGGCAGCAUCGAUGGGCCGCUUAUAGCCGCGGGCCCGGUGCAGGUAAUUGUUGGCACCUUUGCUAUUGAGGGUAAGAAAGAAGCUGCUACAGUUAUAAAAGGUGAUGCUUCUACCAAGUUGCCACCACAGAAUGUCGGGCCGCCACCGGUUCCGAACCUUGGCUUCCUAUCGCCGCCAGAGUCUUCCGGAAGAAACGUGGUGGUUGGUGGUGGUGAUGAGCAGCAAAGUAUUGAUGGGUACCAGUUCAUGAUUGCCAAUAGGAGUUUGCCUGUAGGUGAUUGGAGGAAUAACAAUGAUUCAAGGAACACUGGUGGUUAUGAUUUCUCAGCCCCAUGGCUCACGGGAACUUUUGGUUUUGCAGGAAGGGUGAACCAUGGGGCGCAUCAGUCUCCAAAGAAUGGGGAUUAUGAUCGGUUCCAAGACUGAAGCUUUUGGGGGAGUAUGAUUAGGGUUUAACCGGUUCUGGUUGGAAGUUGUACAGUUAACCCAAAAACAUACUUGUCGAAUAUGUUUUGAUGUGUACUUGUAGCGGUUUAGCAUAUGCUUUACUUGAACUUGUUUUGUUUUGUUGGAUUAACUAAUGUACCUAAAUCAUGUUUAAAGUAUGCAUUUUUUUCUUCCUAU
Lactuca virosa is the source of this 1416-nucleotide messenger RNA. NCBI's taxonomy places the organism in Eukaryota, Viridiplantae, Streptophyta, Magnoliopsida, Asterales, Asteraceae. The record is from the annotation of a GenBank genome assembly.